Stegastes partitus (bicolor damselfish) is the source of this 1293-nucleotide messenger RNA. It is a transcript of the gene tesmin, whose product is annotated as testis expressed metallothionein like protein. The record is from RefSeq and is a predicted model, not a curated record. Gene Ontology annotation, cellular component: nucleus. The transcript has 12 exons. Gene Ontology annotation, biological process: regulation of DNA-templated transcription. Bases 1 to 1293 code for a protein of 430 amino acids. NCBI's taxonomy places the organism in Eukaryota, Metazoa, Chordata, Actinopteri, Pomacentridae.
AUGAGUAGCCCUACAGCACAGCUAGAAACACCACAGAGCAAACAGGAUUCUGUUGACUCUGGGGGUUCUUCCUCAAAAGAAUGCUGCUCUGAGAAAGACAGUAAUGUCCACCCUGGCUCUGCUGUGACUGCUGCGUGGACAGGACCGCCACCAGAUGUCAGCCUGCCGGGGACGGUUACCCAUGCUCACCUGCAUACUAUCCAACCAGAGAUGGUGGACCCUCUAAACAUAGGAUUCCACUAUCCAUGUCAGCCCACUCAGUAUCAGCUGAUUUAUCCAAACUUCUUCCUGGAGCCCCAAUUCAGCCAAUACCAGCUCCUCAAUGGCCCUGCACCUGCUCCACCAGACAGCAGUCAUCAUGGCUCAGUUUCUGCUUCCUGGUUUACUGAUGAACCCAUUCUCUACAGCAUGGUGCUGAGUGACCAGCCCAACCCUAUAGUUGUGGACCAGCAGUUUCAGGAGGGACAGCCAGAAGCCACAUCUCACAUCAGUCAACCUGUGGAGUGUAAUGUCAGUGGCGGUAGACAGACAGUGCUGGUUAAUUCCUGUGAGCCAGGACCUGUGCUUCUUAAUCUGGACUCUGCAUACAGUGUUGAUGGACUAAUGCCAGGGAAAGGUGUGAGUUUGUUGGGGACUUCCAGUCAGUUUUCUGAGCACCACCAGGCAGUUUAUCCCCAGUAUGAGGCCAGUGAUCAGACAGUCAGCACGAAGCCUCAAGACUCAGGAAUCAUUGGAAUCAGAAGGCCGUGCCACUGCACCAGAUCCCAGUGCGUCAAACUCUACUGUGAGUGUUUUGCCAGCGGAGUGAUGUGCAGCAACUGUUACUGCUCUAACUGCCACAACAAUGCAGAGCAUGUAACAAAGCGUCAGGAAGCAGUUAAGUCCUAUUUAAGUUGCAAUCCAGAUGUCUUCAGGACCAACUUUGCUGGUAGGACAUCAAGAAAGGUUAAGGGCUGCAACUGUAAACGCUCUGGCUGCCUGAAGAACUACUGCGAGUGCUUUGAGGCCAACAUCAUGUGUAGCUCCAGCUGUAAAUGUCUUGGCUGCAAGAACUAUGACGAAGGCUCACAAAUGAAAAACAAAGGAAAGACUGUCAAUAUGAUGGACACAGGGCCUGCGUCAGUGAUAACCCCUGCUGUUGUGGAGGCUGUGUGUAACAAUCUACUGGCUCAGGCUGAGGAGGCUGCGACAGAGGCCCAGAGCCCGACCCAGGCUGAGCACAUGGUCCUGGAAGAGUUUGGACAGUGUCUCUCACAGAUUGUCACGGCCAUGUUCAAGAACAAUACCUUCUAA